This is a messenger RNA of Empidonax traillii (willow flycatcher), 384 nucleotides long. RefSeq names its product interleukin-10 receptor subunit beta-like. Gene Ontology annotation, molecular function: protein binding; interleukin-10 receptor activity. The record is from RefSeq and is a predicted model, not a curated record. Lineage: Eukaryota; Metazoa; Chordata; Aves; Passeriformes; Tyrannidae. The annotation marks the transcript as partial. The transcript has 3 exons.
CGGCGGCCCCGCCGCUGCUGAGGGAGGCGCCGGGACCCGCCAUGGCCGCCGCCCUCAGGGGCGCGAUGUUCGUCGGGCUCCUGCUCUGCGCGGCUGGAAGGGUGCCAAGGCCCAGGAACGCAAGGAUUACCUCAGUCAAUCUGCAGAGCACUCUGCAGUGGGACGCGCCGAGGGUCCCCAAAGGGAAUAUCACUUACACUGUCCGCUCCAAGAGCGUGCAUUUCCCGGGAGAGGCGUACGACACGGUGUGGAGCGGGCUGAGCGCCACGCGGUGUGACGUGUCCUCGCUGCCCGCCUACGGCCACUACCAGCUGCAGGUGCGCGCCGAGCUGGGCCCGCAGCACUCGCCCUGGGUCACCCUCCGCUUCAGGCCCUUGGACCACA